Serinus canaria (Common canary) is the source of this 4589-nucleotide messenger RNA. RefSeq names its product suppressor of cytokine signaling 6 (gene SOCS6). NCBI's taxonomy places the organism in Eukaryota, Metazoa, Chordata, Aves, Passeriformes, Fringillidae. Gene Ontology annotation, cellular component: phosphatidylinositol 3-kinase complex. Gene Ontology annotation, biological process: regulation of growth; phosphatidylinositol phosphate biosynthetic process; intracellular signal transduction. The transcript has 3 exons. Bases 381 to 1985 code for a protein of 534 amino acids. The record is from RefSeq and is a predicted model, not a curated record. Gene Ontology annotation, molecular function: 1-phosphatidylinositol-3-kinase regulator activity.
GAGGAGGCGGAGGAAGCGGCGGCGGCGGCGCCAGGAACAGGGAGGCGGCGGCACGGCGAGGGAGGGAGCCAGAGCCGAAGCCGGGCCGGGCCCCGCGAAAGCAACAGCAGAGCCAGCUCCUCCUUCUCCUCCUCCUCGUCCACCAAGGUUGGAAGAUUUCUUGAAAGAUUCUUAGACUCCUUCAGCUUGCCAUGGUUAGCCUGGAGCCAGGCUUGCUGCUGCAGGUUGUGCUGCUAACAUCGCACGUGUUUGGAGGAAAUGGCUCUUGGAGUUAAAUGAGGCUGGAUAAAACACAUAAAUGAAGCAGAAGCUGCUCUUCGUGUGUUAGGGCUAUAUCACUGCAAGCACUGCUGAUCAGCCAGAUUUGGUAACUUGUCAUAAUGAAGAAAAUUAGUCUCAAAACAAUUCGCAAGUCCUUUAACUUAAAUAAAAGUAAAGAUGAAAGUGACUUUGUAGUGGUUCAGCAGCCAUCAUUAAGUGAAUUUGGAAAAGAUGACUCCUUGUUUGGCAGCUGCUAUGGUAAAGAUUUGGCUAGCUGUGAAGUCAAUAGUGAAGAUGAAAAAGGAGGCAAAAAUAGAUCAAAAAGUGAAAGUUUAAUGGGUACGUUAAAAAGGAGGCUUUCAGCAAAACAAAAACAGAAAGGCAAAGGCAGCACACCAUCUGUAAGCUCUGCAGAUGAUGACACAUUUUCUUCCUCAUCUGCUCCAAUAACCUUCAAAGAUGUGCGAGCUCAAAGACCUCUGAGAUCCACUUCCCUCCGUAAUCACCAUUACAGCCCAACUCCAUGGCCACUUCGACCUACAAAUUCAGAAGAGACUUGCAUCAAAAUGGAAGUGAAAGUCAAGGCCUUGGUCCAUUCCUCUAAUCCAAGCCCAGCACUGAAUGGUGUUCGAAAGGACUUCCAUGACUUGCAGUCAGAAAAUGUGUUCCAGGAACAAACCAAUGCAUUAAAAAAUACGGAAUCUCAGAACGGGGACUUGCAUCUUCAUAUUGAUGAACAUGUGCCUGUAGUUAUUGGAUUAAUGCCUCAGGACUACAUUCAGUAUACUGUGCCUUUAGAUGAGGGAAUGUAUCCUUUGGAAGGAUCACGUAGUUACUGUCUGGAUAGUUCCUCACCCAUGGAAGUUUCGACUGUUUCUUCUCAAGUGGGGGGAAAUGCUUUCCAUGAAGAUGAGAGCCAAGUGGAUCAGGACGUAGUCGUUGCACCGGAUAUCUUUGUGGACCAGACGGUGAAUGGUUUGUUGAUUGGUACCACAGGAGUCAUGUUGCAAAGCCCAAGAGUUAAUCAUAGCGAUGUCCCUCCACUCUCGCCUUUGCUACCUCCAAUGCAGAAUAAUCAAAUCCAAAGGAACUUCAAUGGAUUAAAUGGCACAGAUGCCCAUGUGGCUGAAAGUAUGCGCUGCCAUUUGAAUUUUGAUCCUAACACUGCCCCAGGAGUUGGAAGAGUUUAUGACUCUGUACAGAACAGCGGUCCUAUGGUUGUGACAAGCCUCACAGAAGAACUGAAAAAACUUGCAAAACAAGGAUGGUACUGGGGCCCCAUUACACGCUGGGAGGCAGAGGGAAAAUUAGCUAAUGUGCCUGAUGGCUCAUUUCUCGUUCGAGAUAGUUCUGAUGAUCGUUAUCUUUUAAGUUUGAGUUUUCGUUCCCAUGGAAAAACUCUUCACACUAGAAUUGAACACUCAAAUGGUAGGUUUAGUUUUUAUGAACAGCCAGAUGUGGAGGGACAUACGUCUAUAGUUGACUUAAUUGAACAUUCAAUCAGGGACUCUGAAAAUGGAGCUUUCUGCUACUCGAGAUCCCGGCUGCCGGGAUCUGCAACUUACCCAGUGAGACUGACAAAUCCAGUGUCCCGGUUUAUGCAGGUGCGCUCUUUACAGUACCUGUGUCGUUUUGUAAUACGUCAGUACACCAGAAUAGACCUGAUUCAAAAACUGCCUUUGCCAAACAAAAUGAAGGAUUAUUUACAGGAAAAGCACUACUGAAAGCUUACGGGAAUCUUGCAUCUUGCACUUUGGGAACAACAACAACAAAAAGAGAUUGAAUUACAGUUUACAGACUUUCAUUAUUAUCAAAAUCUUUUGCUGCCAUAAAAAUAUUUCAUUUUUGUCUGUAAAAGAAAAGUAAUCCAUUUGGAUUUAUGUUUGUUUUGGGGGGUUUUGUGUAUUUUGGGAGGCUUUUUUUUCUUGUUUUGUUUUGUUGAAAGAAUGAUCUCAAGUUUAUUUUUAGAAGUGUGAAAUAGCUAUCUUUCAUCAAUGUGCAGAUUAAUCACAAUGUGAAUGAUCAAAUUCUCCUUAAUUUCCCCCAAGUCCUUUGCUGCUAUCCACUGUGAUUUUUAUGCAUUGAAAGCACAUUUCAUGUGUAUUCAACGAUCAGUAAAAGUCAAAUGAAACUUGUUGAAUGGAAUUUUUUUUUCCUUUAAAACAACCUCUGGAAAAAAAUUAUCAUGGAUAAAUAACAUAUUGGUAUUCUAAAUUACUGAUUUCACAUCUAAGUUAAAAACUGUUUCCUAGUGUCGUAAUUAGACAUUUCUGUAGAGAUAUGCCCUGAUGUAUAGACAGAGCUGUGUGAUAAGAAAAUGGUUAUGUGGCAUAUCUUUGGGAAAAAAAAAGCCUUCCUCCUAAGCCUUGUACUGUCUGUACACUCUUGUGUUUGAGAAGGUUGGUUCAGCCUUCUUCUCGUCUCAGUGUUUUGUCCUCUAAAAAUGGCCUUUAAAAAACAGUCUAUGAAAGUCAAUGUAUAGUACCUAGAAGAAAAUUGUGGUAUUGGGGUCUUGUAAAAUAUUACCCUUUAUAAUCAUGCCAUCAGUUAAUAAAUGAUCACCUACCAGGUCCCCUCUUUCUUUCCUUUUCCCUCCUGCCUACUCUUGCAGAGAAAGGGAAGGAAGUUUCCUGGAUUUGUGGGAAGACUCUAGGAAUUGUUAUCAUGGGAACGUAAAUUUAUAAGCCAUUUUGGGGAUGGGGUAAAACUUCUAAUAGGAUGAUUUCUACCAUAUUUAUGUUCAAGCUACUUGAAAUUUUAUCAUUUCCAUUUUUCCACAUUUUUCUUUCACUUCAGAAAGUACAGUAAUACACUAAUGUCCUUUGGAUCAUUUUCCCCUUUUUUCUGUAUCCUUUGAGGAGGAAGGAAAAGGACUGAUAACAUUUUAUAUGGAAGAUGUUUAAAUGCAUCUCUAAAGUGCUAUUCUCCUAGCCUUUAAAAUUAUUGGGAAGAGAUGUUUGGAUAUACAGUGACCGCAGAAUAUGUUUCAGUUUGCUGUCAUGAAAUACGUUUUGACAUAUGAAAUAUUGAAUCAAUUAAAUAAGUGUUUAUGAUAUCUGUCAAAGAUUCUGGCAUUUGGAAAGCUUACAGUUAUUCCAACCUUCUGUAGGGAAAAAAAGACUUUCAGUGGGGAGUACAGGUUCUACACUGUAAUAUUUUCAUCAUGCAAGGUUAAUCCAUGGCAUUUUCCUGUUUUAUUUUAGUUUGGUUUUAUUUUCUCCCAUGUUUUUAUCAUUUUUAUGAGUUACUUGCUACAGGGGUCAUAGCUGGCUUGGGAAGGAGGCCUGCCUCUGCCUUGCUGAGAGGCCUUGCUUUGCAUGCCUCUGCCCCCCUGUUUUGUGUUUUAAAAUGUCAUGUUCCCCAUCUCUGGUAGAAGUGGCUAAUGAGUAAAGAUCACCUUAGAAAAAAAGUCCAUCUUUUUGAUACAUCCUUCUUGUUUGGGUCAUUUUCUUCUCCUUCUUUAAUCUAGCAUUUCUGUCCCCUAAAAUGAGUCUUUAGAAGUGAAUACAGUAUUGCUGCAAGGUGGUGCAGUAGCACUACAUCUUGGGUUGCCUGAAUUGAUAGACAAAAUUUAUAUUUUUUUAAUUUAUUUUUUGACCAUAAUGUUUAACUAAAAAAUAAAAAAAUAAAAUCAAAGGUAGAUAAAGACUGCCUUUGCUUUUAAGGGAGGGAGAAUAAGGAUUUCCUCUUUAGUCUGAUAAAGUUUUAAACUUAAAAAAGAAAAUAAUCUAGAGCAGUCUAUACAUGUGAUUUGUUGGCUCUGCCAUGGAGAUAUAUGUAUGAAAGGGAGGAUUCUCUUUACUUUUUUUCCCUCUACUGACUUCUCCCCCUACCCAGUCAUGUCCCAUUCCCCCUCCCCUGAAUCAGGAUCACUAACUUUAUUCAAAAAGGCACAAUAACCUAUUGUAUGGUACAGUGUUCUGAUUCUGUCUGUGGAGAGGAAAAAAAAAAUCAUUUUUAUGGAUUUCAGAUGCAUACUUUUGGAAAAAACCUCUGGCAUUUUCUUCACUUUAAAAAUUCUUUCCCCAUACUAAGAGGGCCUAUGCAUUCUACAGAAUCUUUGAAAGAUUAUAGUAUAUAAAAUAUUUUCGUUGCCAUUUAAUACCACUAUUGAAUACAUUAAACAUAUGUUUAUACUAUGCCACAUGCAUUAAUUUAGCAGUCAUUGCGUUGAAACCUAAGUAUUUGAAGCUAUAAUAUCCCGGUCUUAUUGUGGAAUUGAAAAACGUGCAAGAGCACACAUGCUGAAAUUCUUGCCCAUGCCUUUAUAAAUUUCAGUUGUUCACUCAUAAAUGAUGCUUUUUAAAAUAAAAAACUGUUUUAAAACA